This is a messenger RNA of Acanthisitta chloris (rifleman), 5928 nucleotides long. Its product is annotated as unconventional myosin-XVB-like. The record is from RefSeq and is a predicted model, not a curated record. The transcript has 52 exons. Bases 1 to 5928 code for a protein of 1975 amino acids. Gene Ontology annotation, cellular component: cytoskeleton; myosin complex. Lineage: Eukaryota; Metazoa; Chordata; Aves; Passeriformes; Acanthisittidae. Gene Ontology annotation, molecular function: protein binding; ATP binding; cytoskeletal motor activity.
AUGGAGAAGCAAGACAACACAUUGGCACAUCCAAAGUCUGUUACUGCUGAGAGCUGUGAGCCAGAUGAUGAGCAGCAGGCUCAGGGCUGUGAUCCUGCAGCAUGGCUGAACUCUGAGCUGCUGCUGCCACGACUCACCAUCGAGAACCUGAGCAAAUGGGCCAUCUACAAGGACCCACAGCUGUCCAGCAGCCGUGUGAAGAAGGUCUGCAGGGAUCAGUGGGUGGCAGAAGAUGUCCCUGACAAUAUGCUAGAGAUGGAGUUUAUGCAGAAACAGGUGUAUCUGUGUGAAGACAGAUCUGUGGAAGUUGAGGAGAUUGAAGAUCUAACCAGACUGGAGUAUGUGUCCUCUGUGACUUACAUUGGGCAAAUUUUGGUUUCUGUGAAUCCUUUCAAAGACCUCAGUAUCUACUCUGAAGAUGUGGCUACGCAGUACCAUCAAGGGACUCUCUCAAAAAAUGCUCCACACAUCUUUGCCAUAGCAGAAAUGGCCUACACGCUGUCCCAGUCAUCAGGGCAGGAGCAGUGUGUCGUCAUCAGUGGACACAGUGGAUCAGGUAAAACAGAAGCUGCCAAAGCAAUUGUGCAAUACCUGACCAUGCUGUACCAGAGAUCUGACAGCCACAGGAUCAGACAGCCCUGCAAUGUCCUACCCAUCCUGGAGAGUUUUGGAAAUGCAAGAACCAUCCUCAAUGACAACUCAAGCCGUUUUGGAAAGCUUCUGAACAUCCACCUGCGACAUGGUGCUGUGGUGGGAACAUCCAUCUCCCAGUACCUGCUGGAGAAGUCUCGUGUGGUGUUUCAGGCCCACGGUGAGAGGAACUACCAUGUGUUUUAUGAGCUGCUGGCUGGGCUUCCUGUGGAGCAGAAAGAGGAGAUGUACUUGCAAGAGGCAGAGUCCUACUUUUACCUGAAUCAGGGCAGAGCAUGUGAUGUCCUGGGAAAGGAGGAUGGUCAGGACUUUCUGGUCUUGGUGCAAGCUCUGGAAGGAAUCAGCCUCUCAGAUGAUCAGCUGAGCUCCACCUGGGCUGUCCUGGCUGCCAUUCUGCAACUGGGGAACAUCUGCUUUACCUCCUAUGAGAAUGAAUCCUAUGAACACGCAGCCAUUGCCAGCGACACCGAGAUUCAGAUUGUGGCCAAUUUGUUGUGUGUCUCAGCAGAUUUCCUGCAAAGUGCUGUCACUCAUCGUGUCACUGUAACAUCAUAUGAUCGAAUCUUCACCCCUCUGUCUGUAGAAGGAGCCAUCAAUGCCAGGGAUUCCAUUGCCAAGACUCUCUACUCCCUGCUCUUUGAGUGGCUGCUGCUGAGGAUCAAUGAGUGGUUGGCUCCCUGGGAAUCUGACUGUGCUGAUCUAGAGGUGAACAGCUUAGAGCAGCUCUGCAUCAACUUUGCCAAUGAGCAUCUCCAGCAAUUUUUCAGCCAGAGUGUCAUUGCCCAGGAAGAGGCCACAGACCACACCUUUCUCCAGAAGUGUCACUACCAUCAUGGAAAUAGCCCUUGGUACACCAAGCCCAAGUUUCCUCUGCCAGUGUUCACUGUGAAGCACUAUGCAGGUCCUGUCACCUACCAGGUCCACAAGUUUCUUUACAAAAACCGUGACCAGCUGCGUCCAGAGGUGCUGGACAUCUUCUCUCAGAGCCGCCUCAAGGUGGUAUCUCACAUUUUCCAGAAGGCUAAAGCUGCCUAUAGUCAGCAAAGGAAGCUGGGGGCCAGGGGAAAAGGGCUCAAGCCUCAGGCUUCCACACUGGUGUCCAAAUUCCAGCAGUCUCUGCAGGACCUCACAGCCAAGCUGAGAAGGAGCCAUGCCUUCUUCAUUCGGUGCAUCACCCCUAAUCCCAAAAAGCUGUCAAAUAUCUUUGAUGUGGAGUAUGUCACUUGUCAGCUGCGACACUCUGGGAUACUGGAGGCUAUCCACAUCAGAAAAGAAGGAUACCCAGUCCGUCUUCCAUUCCAGGACUUCCUGGCCAGGAAGCGAUACAGGAGGCUGAAGAAGACUUUGGUGCAAUUUAAUACCAUGAUUUUAAUCUCCAGACCUUUGAUUCAAAGGAGGAAGCGCUGCCAGGACCUGGGGCUGCUGGAGAUCCCUGCAGAGCUCGCAGCCCUCCUGCAGUUUGGUGAAGGUCAAUACCAAACACAGGCCAACCAGAUAACUGAGACAUUGCCACCAGAAGUCAAGGUCAAAGAUAACCUUUCCCUCCCACCCACCAUCAACAGCUAUCCCUUUUCCUCCUUCAUUAAGUCACACUUCCAGAGACCAGAUUUCCCUCCCCCUGGUCAGCUUCUGCAGCAGCCCUUAACCCACCUGGGUGCUGAACACCAUGAAAGUACACUAGAGAUCAACAAACUGAUUUUGCGGUUCAUUGGUGACAAGAGCCUCCGUGGCUGGCAGGAGGCACUUCUGGGCAACUACAUUGCUGCAAGAGGUUUGAAUAACAUAGCUCUGCGCAACGAGAUCUUCAGUCAGGUGGUUGCCCAGACAUGGAAGAACCCAGACCUGGAGCACAGCCAGCGAGCCUGGGUCCUGAUGGCCACUCUGCUCAGCUGCUUCCUCCCUUCACCAGCACUGGAGAAGCCACUGUUGAAAUUCGUGUCCGACCAUGGCUUGGAGGGCUACAAUGCUGUUUGCCAGCGCAAGAUCUUGACAUCAGCACAGUACACAGACUCUGCAGUCUCUCGGGCUUACCCUCCCACUCAGCUGGAGUGGACAGCAAACCAGAGGAGAGGGAAGAUGGUGCUGGAUGUUCAUACCUUUAAUGAGGAGACCUUCUCAGCUGAGGUGGAGUCCUGGAUGACUGGGGAGCAGUAUGCAGGCUGGAUCCUGAGUGUAAGGGGCUGUGAUAAGACUCGAGGGUGGUCUAUCUCCAUGUUUACUGGCAACACAUGGCAGGACCUGCUGGGUUGUGACUUUGUGCUGGACCUCAUCGGAGAGAUGGAGGACACCAGCAACUUCAGCAGCUCCUCCCAGUCCUCAUCUGAGUAUCCCAUAGCUCCAGAAAGGGAUUGGAAUAUCUCCCAGCACUCUGACCUGGACUCGAUCCCUCCUGCUCCAGGUAUCCAGGCCCCUUCCCUCCCACCACCUAGCCUGCCUCCAGAACUCAUUGAUCUCCAUCCAGCCAUGAUUAUGCCCCAGCCCAUGGUUCCAGCUAUAGAUCCCAACCAGUUGGCAGCACAACAGCAAGCCUUUAUCAACCAGCAAGCCAUGCUCAUGGUUUAUGACUACAUGAAAGACGAGUUCACCAGUGAAGAUGAUAACAAUCCUCGGGAAACCUUCCAGCAGAAGAGAGAAUAUUUUCAGAAGAUGGCUCCUGCAGCUCCUUUGCCACCUCCUGAGCCAAAGCCAGAAAAGGAGACACCAAAAGUGAAGAAGGAGCCACCUGUAGUGAAGCCUUCAGGCCCUGAGUCACGUCCUGCACCCAGCCGGGAGAUCGGCAACAUCAUCAAAAUGUACCAGAACAGACCAGCCCCCGAGCCCCAGCCCUUUGAGCCUGUCAGGAGACAAUCCAAGCCAUUUUUAAAGAAGAUCGACCCCAAAUACGAGGCUCUGGCCAAGCUGGGAAUGAUGAACACCUCACCUCAACCACCACCAUCUCCUGUGCCACAAGAGAAGAAAUCACCUCCACCUCUCAAGCCCAAGCCAGGCCAACCUUCCUCCUCUAUCAAGGAGAAGCAGUUGCCUCUCCUGGCCAUCUUCAGACAGGAGAAUACUCCACCACCUCCUCAGGCCCCACUUGCUCCCCCUCCUCCACCACCAUUGCCUUCACCUCUCCCACCUGGGGACCAAGACAUGCAGAAACCCACAGUGAAGGACUCUCCUGUGACAGUAGUAGGUGAUGACGGUAUCAAGACCCAGUUGUACAAACUCACUACCAGCAUCAGCUUUUCCUAUGUCGACCCUGCCUGGAAAAUCUUCCUGCGCAAAGAGGUGUUUUACCCCAGAGAAAAUUUCAGUCACCCUUACUGUCUGAACUUGCUGUGUGAGCAGAUCAUCCGUGACACCUUCUCCAAUUCCUGCAUUCGGAUCUCCAGGGAGGAGAAGCGCAAGAUGAAAGAUCUGCUGGCUGAGUUCCGGGUUGGCAACGAUGUCCAGUCCAUUCAGGAGGAUGGGAUAAAGAAGAGGAUUGUACUGGCUGCUCGGGAUAACUGGGCCAACUAUUUCUCCCGUCUUUUCCCAGUUUGUGCUGAAAAUGGAAGCAGUGUGCAGAUCCUGGGUGUUUCUCACCGGGGCAUGAGGCUGCUGAAGGUGGAGAAAGGAGCGGCAUAUAGUCCUGAUCGCCUCAAGAUUCUUCGCAGCUACUGCUUUGCAGAUGUGCUGUCAGUGCAGCUGAAGGGCAGCCAUGUCCUGGAGUUCUCUCUGAAGACAGAGCAGCUCCUCCUGCACUCUCCAAAGGCUCCAUGCAUCAAAGCCAUGGUGGAACUCUUCAUGGAGGAGCUGAGGCAGGAUAGCAACUAUGUCGUUGCUCUGCGCAGCUACGUCGUGGAUGACAAGAGCCUUCUUAGCUUCGAGAGGGGUGACCUCAUUGAGCUACUGCCCAUGCAAAACGUGGAGCCAGGCUGGCAGUUUGGCUCCACUGGUGGCCGCUGUGGUCUCUUCCCCACCAACCUGGUGCAGUUGGCUGCAGCCCCUGAUUACCUCAGUGCCAGCAUGGAUAGACACGGAGAGCGACGGAAGAGCAUGAAACAUUCCCCAGGGAGCAGGAACACCAGCAGGGAGGGACUGAAGGGCACAUCUGCUGAAAAGAAGAGUGCAGCUGACCUGGUGCAGCACACCAAGCUGUGCAAAGAGAAGGAGACUUUGCAUGAUGAGGUUUACUGCCAGGUCAUCAAACAGGUCACCCAAAACCCUAAACAGGAGAGUGUGCUACGUGGCUGGUUGGCCCUAAACCUGCUAACUGGGUACUUCCUUCCUUCCAAAAUCCUGAUGCCCUAUGCCACCAAGUUCCUGCAGCUAGCCAGCAGUGAUCCAUCCAGCACCCACCACGAUAUAGCCAAGAUCUGUCAGAGCAACCUGAGGAAAAACUUCAUGUAUGGAGGCCGUCGCCACCUUCCUUUCCCUGUGGAGAUGGAGGCACUCCUGGUGGCCAAGGAGGUCUUGCAGGAGAUCUGUGAGCAGAUGGGAGUAGGUGAACCGGAAGAGAUACAGGACUUUGUUCUUUUUGCUCUCAGGAGUGACAACAAUAAUCCUGGUAAAACAGUGAAGCCAAUAAAACCAGAGGAGUAUCUGCAUGAUUACCUGCUGGAGGACAAGCUGGUCACCCUGACCUUGCGCAGGCUCUUAUGGAGGACACCUCUGCACCUUGAGAAUGAAACCUAUAUAGAUGUCCAUUAUGGACAGAUGCUGUGGGAUUACCUCAGGGGCAAGAUGCUGCUAAGCCAGAGUGAAGAAAUGGAGAUGCAGGUUGGCCUCUUGGCAAUGCUGCAGCACUGGGCCAAAGAGGACCAGCAGAACUCUGCUCCCUCCAGGGAGGAGGUGAUGGAAUACACACCCAAGAUCCUGCAUGCCUCCAUCAAUCCCAAGGCUCUGCAGAACCACAUUGCCACACUGCUGAGAACGAGGCAGCCCCUCCGGCCAGUGGAUGCAAAAAUAGAGUUCAUAGAGUACAUGAUGAAAUUGCCUUUCUUUGGCUACAACGUCUUCAUCAUAGAGAGAACCAGUGAUAACACGAUCCCCGUGCCCUGUUUCUUUGCUGUGAAUAAAGAUGAGAUCAUUGCAGUGGAUGGCAGCACCCAGGCUGUCUCCUGUGUCAUUCCGCUGAAGGAGCUGCAGAAGAUGCGCACGCUGCAGCCCACCUCGCCUGACAGGCUCCCCAGCCUGGAGCUCAGCUACAGCUCUGCUGCCAGCAUCAAGGUUAUGUGGGUUGAACUGGCACAGGCUAAAGAACUGUACCACACAAUAGUUGUCACCCUGGAUAAAACAGAGUUGCACCCCUAG